CAAAGACAAUGACAUAUGCUAGCUAAAAGGCAACCAUGAAUGUGCGCCUUCGACAUUUAUACUCAAGAUGGCCUUGUAAGGCUACUCUUACCCCAAGAUUCACACCCCUAACCACCAAGCGUUGUCACGCGAGUGGCUCUCGAGAAGCAGCAUAUCCAGCACCUCGACCUCGAAGGGUAGUCUAUACCUCAAAAUCAGCUCUAUGGUCAUCACCCAUACACCCUAUUCUGCACUGCGCAUAUGAGGAAAAUUUCGAGGUCCCUAGCUCACACAAAAGAUUUCACGAUGAAGAAGUUGCGAGACUUCCGAAUACUAUACCUCUUUGGAAUGCACGAGAGGUUGCUCUUGAGUUGGUAGGAAAGGAAGCUUAUCAAACCUGUAUUAUGUGAGUGUUUUUGUGUGGAACACAGACAUCCACGUGCUGAUUCUCGAAUUCUAGGCCGAAUAUAUGGUUGAGGUGAGAAUGCUGCCCGUAGUUCAACGUGAAAUUAGCCUUAACUAUCUGCUCAGAGAAAACUGUCUUUGCAACGAAUGUAUAAACAGCGAUACGUUGCAAAGAGCUGUAGAUACCUUUUCCGUGGGUCCAGUUUUUUCACUGUCUAUUUACUCCGUUGCUGAUAUCAAUCAUCCUAGCUACCUCAAGACAUUCAACCCAGUAAAGUUGUAAUAGCAAAACAGGGCCUUCAAAUCACGUGUAAGAAAUCUCUCUUCCGAUGCCUUUUCUAGCUAACUCUUCUUAGGGCAGGAUGGUCAUCAAAGUCUCCAUCCCUGGGCUUGGAUUGAGAAUCAUAAAGGCUUGGAAAACAAUUUGAAUUAUAGGAUUAUUCACCGAAAGGAGGAAGACACGUCAGUCACAUCUUUGUUACUAGCAGUUCGUUCCCUAUACUGACUGAAAAUAGACGAGUGUAUUGGGGCGCUGAAAUCGCCGACAACCCGCCAUCAGUGCACUACGAUGAAAUCAUGGCAAGUGAUGUUGGCGUCGGAGUCUGGACAGAAAAGAUAGUGCGUAGAGCUUUUCAAAAGACUCAAAAAUACCAACUAACACCAUUCCAGCGAAAGUACGGAUUCUGUUACGUGGAUGGCUGUCCAGUUUCUCCAAAAAAGACAGAAGAGCUCCUCAGAAGAAUCUCAUUCAUCCGAGAAACCCACUACGGUACACUCACUCACCCAUUCUAGUCCUCAUUUCAUAACUAUCAACUUCGCUAACAAGAAUAAUAAAAAAGGCGGAUUCUACGACUUCACAUCCGACCUAACCAUGAAAGACACCGCCUACACCUCCCUCGCCCUCCCAGCUCACACAGACACAACAUACUUCAGUGACCCCGCAGGUCUCCAGAUGUUCCACCUGCUCUCCCACACAUCCGGCGAGGGCGGAACCUCCCUCCUAGUAGAUGGUUUCAAAGCCGCCCAUAUUUUGCAACAAGAGGAUAACAUUGCUUACGGAUUCCUGCGUACAUUCAAGCUCUCCGCCCACGCUAGUGGGAACGAGGGCAUAACCAUCACCCCAUCCAAGGAAUUUACGGUCAUUGAAGGGUUUAGGGUGGCCAAUACGCGGGAUCUUCUGAGGAUUCGGUGGAAUAAUGAUGAUCGAGUUACGCCACGACUGAGUCCAGCUACGGCGGGUUGGUAUAAAGCAGCAAGGAAGUUUAAUGAGAUUUUGAAGAGGAAGGAUAUGGAGUAUUGGGCUCAGUUGGAGCCUGGUAGACCUCUGAGUAUGUCCUUACCAUUUGUCUCAUCGUCCCCCUUGUUUUCCUAUAUAUGGAUUUAAGCUAAUACAAACCACCCAGUCUUCGACAACUGGCGCGUUCUUCAUGGUCGCUCAGCAUUCACAGGAACAAGAAGAAUAUGCGGUGGAUACAGUAAGCUAACCACCCCUUUUCACUCUCCGCCUUUAACACCAUUCUCCUUCCCCUACCCAAACUCCCAAAAAAGACUGCAACCCCUACCCACAACUCACAACUCCAUACUAACCCAAACCUCCCCCAACCAGUAAACCACGACGACUACAUCUCACGCUGGCGCAACACAAAUUUCACACGCUCCCGGAUCCUGCGACAUAUUCUCUAAUAACAUCUAACAAGCUCCUUGCUAUAUUUGCCCUCUCUCCCAUCUCUCAAUAAAAUGUCAGCAAUGAAGUACACUACAGUACAGGGACGCUGAAUACCAUCAGUGUACUGUACAGUACGUACCGGAAGAGAUAUUUGGUUUCAUACCUUGCAUGAGAGUUGAGAGUAAAAAGAAGCCAUAUAUGGGAGUAGUAGGUAAGGAGUUGGGACU
This is a messenger RNA of Hymenoscyphus albidus, 2277 nucleotides long. Lineage: Eukaryota; Fungi; Ascomycota; Leotiomycetes; Helotiales; Helotiaceae. The record is from the annotation of a GenBank genome assembly.